AUGGUAUACCUCGCUUCUCAGGGGAUGGCGCUCAACCCCGCCAACCACAGCUCAUCCUCCCUCUCCUCCGCAGCAACAAAUUCAGACUAUUCAUCGUUCGACCUCACAACACUCGGCUCAUCCACUUCAAGUCUUCCCCUCACGCCAACUCCCAAACCAACCCAGACCUCCUCCUCCUCCUCCUCCUCCUCCUACCUAGAAUCAACAGACCCUUACCAUCACCCUAUCAAACUGGAAACGAUCGAGUUGUCUACCUACAGCAUACCCUCCACUUCCACCAUCAUCCACAACACUAUCCCCAAGAAAGAGAAGGUGCCUCGACCCCCAAACGCUUUCAUCAUUUACAGGAGAGAGCACUCGGCAGGCUAUUCAAAGAUCACUGCCGCAGAGCUCUCUAAGAUUCUGGGCGAACAAUGGGCUAAUGAGCCUCCAGAACGGAAAGCUCACUACUUCAAGCUGGCCAAGGCCGCAGAGAAGGAGCACGCCCUCAUGUUCCCCUAUUACAAGUUCACGCCAGCCAAGCGCGGCACCGGACGGAAGGCCAAAACCAUGCGUGCCGCUGCCAGUGCCCCAUUGAAAACCACGCCUGAUUCUCCAAAGCCUCGCGCAUACAAACCUUCGCCCCUGUCCGCCUUGGCUCCUGCUCAUUUUCCUCUUUCCAUUUCACCUCAGUUGUCAUCGUCAUAUCUGCCUACGCCCAUGCCAUCGAUGCACUCCUCCCUAGGACGUGGUGUCUCUCACUCAAGCGCGUUUCCGUAUACCACAACCACCGCAAAAAAUAAUACCCAGGCUUCAGCCCACUUGGCAAGACCAGGUGACGUCAAGGACUACUGCUUUCAUCACAGCCAGUCUAACCGGUCAGAUGCUCAGAAGCCCAAGCCCCGACACGCAGCCGCUCCUUUACGCACAAGGCCAUCCACAUCAACCACGCAAGACUCGUAUUGUCAUGCCGCUCCCGGUCCCCUCGACCCUGACAUGUUCCCUUCGCUCAACUUUGGCUUCCCUCACCUCUUGCCUCAGUUUGGAGGUGUCUCGAGUACGUCGUCCUUGUCGCCGUCAGGGUUCUCGGCCAGUUCGUUGCUCUUUGACCCCGUCGUCCCAACGACCUGGCAGUGGACCCCUCCCACGCCUGCAACACCGUACCAAUUUACAAUGCCUGCGAUGACUCCCUCAAGCUUCCAUGGUCGGUCUCAGUCGUCCCCCAUGCCCCUCAGUCAAGAGAUGACCCAUCUGGUUAACUUGCCUGCCUUUGACUACUUUGCCCUCCAAGACCCCGGCCGGCCAACUGCCUUGUCCAUGAACUGGCCACACAUGAGCCCCUCGAUCACCGGAACUCCCUUGCCCAUUCCUGAUGAUGUCGCGGCCACGGCCAAUGGUGACGACUGCGCCCCAACGUCAUACCAAUGGGGCGUUGGAGCUCCAGUUCCUGCCUCUGCCUGGCCAAGCCCAGAAGCCAUCUAUGGUGCAGACCUCCCAGUACCAGUCUCGCCCGAAUUCCGCGCUUCAAUGAACAUCCCGAUCCCAUCGGUCAAGCAGCAGCAUCAUCACCAUUAUCAUCACUUGCACAACUACCACAACCAGAUCAUGCCGGUGAAUGGGUCUGCAGCCAGCUUUUCAGCCUCGAUGAUGGCCGAGCAAGAUAUGUCAAUCUCUCCUGUCCUGUCCACUUGCUCAUCAAGUUACAGCAGCUUGUACUCUCUGAACGAGCACCAGGCACACUUCCCACAACACUUCUUGUCAGGAGACCUUGCGCUCGAUCACACGACCUCCAAGACCCCCAUGGCGACAGCAAGAUCGGCCGCGGCUGAUACUUCAGAUGUGACCCUCCAUGACCUGGAACAAAAGAGCGCGAAGCUUGACGCUGCUGCUACCGCCGCCGCGGCACAGGUUGCGGGUCGUAGUCCUAUCUCCUGCAAGACCUUUGUUUGA
This is a messenger RNA of Linnemannia hyalina, 1929 nucleotides long. NCBI's taxonomy places the organism in Eukaryota, Fungi, Mortierellomycota, Mortierellomycetes, Mortierellales, Mortierellaceae. The record is from the annotation of a GenBank genome assembly.